AUGGAUAGAAUACGAACAAAUUUAGUCUGUCACUGUCUUUUGUUCCUCGUUUGCGUCUCUCAUGCAUUGGCCAGCGGCAAGUACCCCGAAACAAAUGUACCACUGGAAGGGAGUGACUCUACAGAAAAUUCUGAAACUGCCACAGCAAUACAAAUAUACAGGCAUCCGAGGAUGUAUCGACGUGGACCUCAAGAUGAUGAUUUUGAUCACGAUUAUCAUGACGAUCAUCAUAUGAAGGAAGAGGAACAGAAGGAAAUGAAAGCCAUGUCUGAAGCAAAAGUCGACUAUUGGGGCGGUUAUUAUGACUUUCUUAUCAACGAGGGUAGUUACAAGUUUUGGGCUGUUUUUCAACUUGCCACCGCGGCUCUUCUCAUUUACAGCGGUUUCGCCGCACUUUAUUACGCUAAGGUGAAUCCCCCAACCACUGGUGACGAAUUUGACGACAUAUUUCGUCGCCGACGAAGAAGAUCGCUGCUCCUCUCUCCUCAGGAGAGACCGUUUUGUGGUUUAGACAGCGCAACGUUUCAAAGGAUACUCGAUGCGCUCGCAAGGGAAUUCCACUGA
This is a messenger RNA of Nomia melanderi (Alkali bee), 564 nucleotides long. RefSeq lists its product as uncharacterized. The record is from RefSeq and is a predicted model, not a curated record. NCBI's taxonomy places the organism in Eukaryota, Metazoa, Arthropoda, Insecta, Hymenoptera, Halictidae.